Oncorhynchus nerka (sockeye salmon) is the source of this 3074-nucleotide messenger RNA. Its product is annotated as serine/threonine-protein phosphatase 5-like. Gene Ontology annotation, molecular function: hydrolase activity; protein binding. Bases 92 to 1567 code for a protein of 491 amino acids. The record is from RefSeq and is a predicted model, not a curated record. NCBI's taxonomy places the organism in Eukaryota, Metazoa, Chordata, Actinopteri, Salmoniformes, Salmonidae. The transcript has 13 exons.
UCGUGAUGUAGCACCUCUGGGUUUAGAAACUCUGUGAGUCCAGUUUGAGACCAUAGGACUGCAGCGGACGCCCUUUGCGACUAUACUGUCAAUGGCGAACGAUACGGCAACCGGGAGCAAGGAGAAGAUGGCGGAGGAAGAUACAAAUGCAGAGAUAUUCAAGGAGAAGGCGAAUAAUUACUUUAAAGAGCGAGACUAUGAGAAUGCGAUCAAAUACUACACGGAGGCGUUGGAGCUCAAACCGUGCAGCGCCAUCUACUUCUCCAACCGCAGCCUGGCAUACCUGCGGACAGAGUGCUAUGGCUACGCCCUGGCCGACGCCACCAAGUGUCUGGAGAUAGACCAGAACUACAUCAAGGGUUACUACCGCCGAGCCACGUCCAACAUGGCCCUGGGCAAGUUCAAGGCUGCACUCAAAGACUACGAGACGGUAGUGCGUGUGCGACCUAACGAUAAGGACGCUAAGAUGAAGUACCAGGAGUGCAACAAGAUCGUGAAACAGAAAGCCUUCGAGAGAGCCAUUGCUAGCGACGAGAUAAAGAGAUCAGUCGUAGACUCCCUAGACAUCGAAAACAUGAUGAUCGAGGACCAGUACACAGGACCGAAGCUGGAAGAAGGGAAGGUCACAAUGAGGUUCAUGAAAGAGAUGAUGGAGUGCUUCAAAGACCAGAAGAAACUGCACAGAAAGUGUGCUUAUCAGAUUCUGAUCCAAGUCAAAGAACUCUUAUCCAAACUACCCAGUCUUAUUGAGAUCACAUUAAAAGAGACAGAAAAGAUAACCAUUUGUGGCGACACACAUGGACAGUUCUACGAUCUUAUAAACAUCUUUGAGCUGAACGGCUUACCCUCUGAGACCAACCCCUAUCUAUUUAAUGGAGACUUUGUGGACCGUGGUUCGUUCUCCCUAGAGGUCAUCCUGACUCUGUUUGGCUUCAAGCUGCUCCUCCCUGACUCCUUCUACCUCCUCAGAGGUAACCAUGAGACUGACAACAUGAACCAGAUGUAUGGUUUUGAGGGGGAGGUGAAGGCCAAGUACACCGCUCAGAUGUUCACUCUCUUCAGUGAGGUCUUCCAGUGGCUGCCUCUAGCCCAGUGCAUCAAUGGCAAAGUCCUGGUGAUGCACGGGGGGCUCUUCAGUGAGGACGGAGUGACGUUGGAUGAUCUGAAGAAGAUCGACAGGAACAGACAGCCCCCCGACUCUGGUCCUAUGUGUGAUCUUCUCUGGUCAGAUCCACAGCCACAGAAUGGCCGGUGUGUGUCUAAGCGAGGUGUGAGCUGUCAGUUUGGGCCGGAUGUCACCGAGCGGUUUCUUGACCAGAACAAUCUGGAUUACAUCGUCCGCAGUCACGAGGUCAAGGCAGAGGGUUAUGAGGUCACACACUCAGGGAAGUGCAUCACAGUCUUCUCAGCGCCCAACUACUGUGAUCAGAUGUGUAACAAAGGAGCGUACAUCCAUCUCAGUGGAUCAGACCUCAAACCACAGUUUCAGCAGUUCACUGCUGUGCCUCAUCCGAAUGUGAAGCCCAUGGCGUACGCCAACUCACUGAUGCAGAUGGGGAUGAUGUAGAGGCCAAGCCCAAGUCGCUCAGUCUGACCCCUGACCCUGGCCAAUAACAUGCCCUUGUCUACUGGCCCAUACUGUGCUCCAUGGGAUCUCUCUCGCCCAGCCAUGCCUGAGUAGCUCCCUUCCCCUUGGCCCAAACUCUUUGAUCUCUGUAGUGAUGGAGCUUUCACCAUAUGACUGUCACCUUACUGCUCUGCAGAAAUCAAAGGGUUAUUGUUAAGGGGAAGAAAUGGGAAGUGAAUUGUGUCCAGUUCCGAUAAUCCCUACUGUUUCUUUCAGAGUAUCCAACAUGGUAGGGUCAUGGUAUUUAAGGCAGGAAGAGACAACAUGGUAUUUAAGGCAGGAAGAGACAACAUGGUAUUUAAGGCAGGAAGAGACAACAUGGUAUUUAAGGCAGGAAGAGACAACAUGGUAUUUAAGGCAGGAAGAGACAACAUGGUAGGGUCAUGGUAUUUAAGGCAGGAAGAGACAACAUGGUAGGGUCAUGGCCAAUAGCCAAAUCGUGGCUAUUGAUAACCAACCACCCCUGGCAGUUUGGUGUUGAAGCAUCCAUUUUGGAGCUGCUGGGUUUGUAGUGAUUAGACUGGUUAAUCAUACUGUAUCUAACCUUAACCAUACUGUAUGUGGGGAGGAUGGCUCAAUAGUGGCUCUGACCCUAAUCAUACUGUAUCAUAAUGGCUGGAAUGGAGUUAAUGGAAUGGUACCAAACACGUGGUUGAUACCAUUACAUUGAUGCCAUUAUUAUGAGCCAUCCUCCCAUCAGCAGCCUCCAUGGUACAGUUUUGAUACUGUAUGGAGCUGGUUUGUACCAAAGAAUUGGAAUGAUCCGCGCUGUCACAGCAGUAAAACUGUUCUGCUACUGUAAAACAUACUGUUGGUUGACCUACUGUUCGGUUUGUAGUGUCUCUGGUUGGGUUGUGAGAGCAAUAUGUGCUACACUAUUGGUACAUAGUUUUAUUAAAGUCUUUUUUUACAGUAGAAAAUGUAGCUAUGAUUCCAUCUUCAGGAGAACAUGAACCUGGUUAUUUGACUCCAGUCUCACUCUGCACGGUGCUGUUCAUUCCUACUAGUCCCAUGGUUUAGACACAUGCUGUACGUGUAUGUUGUUUUUCACAUUCAACAAAGCUGAUCCUUGUUCUGUUGUUUUGCACUACUGCACCUUUUCUCUACCUGUUGCUGCUCUCCAAGUUAACUCUUCAGCUCAGCCCAUCAGUCUCCUGGUAGCUCCUGCACAACCCCUCUUCUCUCCCAACCUGCUUUGCUACAAGGCCAAGCACUGGUGUGAUGCUCCAACCUGCUCCACUGUUAGUCUACCAGUGACUUUGCCCAUUUGCAGAUGUUUGGCUCAGACGUCCAGACACCAGGCGCCCAGCUGCCGUGUCCCUUCAACUUUUUAGAUCAUUCUAUACACUGAAGUGUGUGUAUGUAUGUAUGUAUAUAUAUCAUUUAAAAUACAUUCUGUGUACAUGUUUGGGAAAAAAGUAAUUUGAAUAAACUUUCAGUCCAAUGA